CCGGCUCGGUAUCACUAGCCUGCUUGCCGCGGAAGUCCGCACUUCUCCGAGAACACUUAAUUCAUGGUUUUGUUUGCUUGAUCCUAUUUUUAUGUUUGUGAUUGACUGACUGAUCCUAUCAAAACUUGUGAUAAUUUGUAAAUAAAGCGUAGAAAUUUUGAAUUUUCGUGUUUACUACUCGCGAGGUCGCAGCACAAGACGACUUCCGGUGUGUCACUGCCUUGGAAAAAUCAGCACGAAACCUCAAAAAUGGCGAACCACUACGAGGUGCCCAACUGGGCAGGCAAGCCUCCAGUUGGGCUUCACUUAGAUGUUUUAAAAGUGGACAAACUUGUACAGAAAUUGAUGAUUGAUGAAAAGAAAUGUUAUUUAUUUGGUCGUAACCCUCAGAUGAAUGAUUUUGUUAUUGACCAUGCAUCAUGUUCAAGAGUACAUUCUGCAUUUGUUUAUCACAAACACUUGAAUCGAGCAUUUCUUGUUGAUCUUGGAAGCACUCAUGGUACAUUUAUUGGCAAUAUGCGUAUUGAUGCAAAUAAACCAACACAAUUGCCAAUUGAUAGCAUAUUUCACUUUGGAGCUUCAACUCGACGAUAUAUCUUGCGUGAGAGACCACAGACUGGUAGCCGACCUAUAAUGGAGGAAUUGGAAAGGUCUUCAGAAGAUGUUGAGGGUGAAGGUGGACUCUUAGGUCUUCCUGAAACAGAAACAGAACUUGAUAAUCUGACAGAAUUCAACACUGCACAUAAUCGGCGGAUUUCUAUGCUUGGUAUUCAAGAUGAUGAAAUUCGAAACUCCAGUAGGAAGAGGCGUAAGAAAGGUGUUUCAUUUAAUGAAGAUGAAGAAAUAAUAAACCCAGAGGAUGUUGAUCCAUCAGUUGGAAGGUUCAGAAAUCUGGUCCAUACAACAGUAGUCCCCACAAAGCGCUUAAAGACUGGAAUGGAAGGACCCCCUAGUAUGUCCAAUGAAGAAAGAAUCCAACUAAUGAAGCAUUUAACCCCCUCAUCUGUGAUGUCUCACCUGUACCGAGACUUACCUCCAGAGACAAACACUUCACCUCACGGUUCCCACCAUUCGGGUCAUGGUCCCCUCCUUUUCUCUUCAGCCAUGGCGUCCAGACUCGGUCUCCCUCUGCCCAACCCUGCUCCUGAUGUGGACAUGUCACAGGAGACAAGUGAGGCAAACGCUGCCUCCCUUCUUCCCAGUGGGCCUGCUGCUGCCCAAGCUGCAGAAGGCGGCUCACAAGAACCCAAGAAGAAAAAAUAUGCCAAAGAAGCUUGGCCGGGGAAGAAACCAAUGCCUGCUUUACUUGUUUAAUCCAAUUCAAUGUAAGUUUAAUAACAAAUCUGCAAAUCACUGCAGAUACAUUUUUUAACUGUUUUCUGCCCUUUUUUUUUUUUUUUUUUUGUAUAAUGAUUUGAACGAGUGUCAAUUUUCAGUGCAACCAUCACUUUUUGCUAUUUGUUAGUCUGUGAUCUGUCACGAUACAAGUGUGUUAUUGAAUCCAAAGUUUCUGUUCUGAUACAAUUGUUGCUGUACUGUUGUACUAUUGGUGAAUAUCGUGUUGAAUGAGCUCUCACAGACACAAGACUUAGUUCUUGGAAUAAUUUCAGAUUGUUUCAUAUGCUUCAACAGUUUUGUGGUCUGAAAAUAUGGGACCAUCUGUUAUUGUUAGUAUGUAAAUAAUGGUCUUAUUUUGUUAAAAUAUGAGAUGUACAGAGUGCUUCAUUGAUGGAACAUUCAAAGUACAAAUUUGUACAAGGUACAAAUAAACGCAUGCAGUAUGUCA
Molecule: messenger RNA, 1786 nt
Organism: Thrips palmi
Lineage: Eukaryota; Metazoa; Arthropoda; Insecta; Thysanoptera; Thripidae
Gene: NiPp1
Product: nuclear inhibitor of protein phosphatase 1
Exons: 6
Coding region: 250-1314 (354 amino acids)
Cellular component (GO): nuclear speck
Molecular function (GO): protein serine/threonine phosphatase inhibitor activity; protein binding; mRNA binding
Source: RefSeq, a predicted model, not a curated record